This is a messenger RNA of Amblyraja radiata (thorny skate), 3640 nucleotides long. RefSeq names its product docking protein 7b (gene dok7b). The record is from RefSeq and is a predicted model, not a curated record. Gene Ontology annotation, molecular function: protein kinase binding. NCBI's taxonomy places the organism in Eukaryota, Metazoa, Chordata, Chondrichthyes, Rajiformes, Rajidae. Gene Ontology annotation, biological process: neuromuscular junction development; positive regulation of protein tyrosine kinase activity. The coding region runs from base 121 to 2973 and encodes 950 amino acids. The transcript has 15 exons.
AGAGGUGUCAGUCUACGCUGGCUCCACUGCGGACUGGCCGGCGUUGAGGGAUCUCGGCUCAGCGAGCUAUUUUUGAAAGUGACCCUGAUAGUUUGCAGCUGUUUACGACCAUGACUGAAGAUGACGGAUUCAGUUGUCGCGGAAGGCCAAGCCAGACUGAGGGACGGGAAAAAGUGGAAAAAUAGAUGGCUGGUGCUUCGAAAACCUUCCCCUGUUGCAGAUUGCUUGCUCAUGCUGGUGUUCAAAGACAAGUGUGAGAAGAGCAAGGGGCACAAGGAGAGGAGCAGCCUGACUCUGGAGGAUAUAUGUGGCCUUGAACCCGGCCUCUCGCUUGAAGGCGUGAGUCACAUCCUCGCUAUCAUCUGUCUGGGACAAACUGUGCUGCUGGCCUUUGAGAACAAGGAGACCAUGUGUGCCUGGGACAUUCGCACUCGCUACAGCCUUGGAGAAGUUCACAGGUUCCACGUCACCGUGCUCCCUGGCACCAAGCUGGAAAGUGGACCUGCCACCCUCCACUUCUGCAACAACAUCUUUGUGCUGGUGCGGGAUGUCCCGCCGUGCAUCAUUGGCCACUGGAAGCUCUCCGACAUGAGGCGUUACGGUGCCAUCCCCAACGGGUUCGUCUUUGAAGGGGGGUCGCGGUGCGGACCCUGGGCCGGCGUUUUCUUCCUGUCCUGUGCGGAGGGCGAGCGCAUCAGCUUCCUGUUCGACUGCAUUGUCAGAGGCAUCUCGCCGACCAAGGGGCCCUUCGGCAUCAGGCCCGUGUUGCCCGAUACCAGUAUAAGCACUACCACCAUCGAGGAGAGGAUCAGUCACGAGGCACUGGAGUUGGAGAAACGUUUGAGUCUCCUGUCACAGUCCAGUCGGCACAGUAGUGGAGGUGAUGACCGCAGUCUGUCCAGCUCCACCGAGUCCUCGGACACCAGCCAGUCGGACACGGCGAGCGUGGGCAGCCGCCUGACGCUGUGGGCGGAGCAGCAGCCAGCGGCCCCGGGCCCGGGGGGAGGCUCAGGCUCAGGCCCAGGCCCAGGGCCACAGGAGGCGGGCAGGAGGCCGGGCCCGGAGGCCUCGGGCUCUGCUAGGCCUCACGCCCCUGCCAAGCCUCCGCGCUGCCGCCGGCUGCAGGAGGUGGGUCGCCAGGGCUCGUCGGACAGCGGCAUCGCCACGGCCAGCCACUCGUCGUCGUCGGGCAGCUUCUCCUCCUGCGCCGGCAGCGAUGAGUUCGGCUCCCAGGCCAGCCUGAUGCCGGCGGCCAGAACCGCUCCAACGGCCCGGGCCUGGUGCAACUGUGGCUCCGGCCUCGACUACCGCGUCCCUGCCGCCCUCCAGUACCACCACUACGACAGCCCGAGGAGCAUCCUGCAGCCGCCCGGGCCUCGAGGGGAGGAGGAGGAGGCGGUCGGAGCAUGCGACAGCUGCGGCCCAGCCCCCACCACGGCACCGGCACCACCCCUCAUCGCCACCUGCCUCAGCUGCGGAGGCCUCAAGGGAACAACAGCCUCACAAUUGGGACCCUCGCCUACCCUAGGUGCCCCAGGGUCCGGUGUGGAAGUCGGUGGGAAGGCCGGCAGAUUCGACCUGUACGCUCUGCUCAGGUCCCAGAUCGUACAACGCAAGGAGCAGCGACGGGUGGCCGGCCAGACCAAAGUCAAACACAGUGGGAGUUGGCAGAGCGUUUUUGGGGACCGUUACGGCACGCUGUGGGACUUCAGGAGCGGGCGCCUCAACGAGCAUCGUGUGACAAGAGACAAGCAGGAGGAUUCAGCUGCCGGGGGCUACGCAUUGAGGCGCAGCUGUUCUGUGGAGGGUGGAUCUGCUGCGGCGGUGCCCCGGGGGCAGUGUGCCAAGGCACCCGGAGGUGGUGGCAACGGAGCUGCCCCUCCGCUGAGGCAUUCUGGCAACCCCCAGUACCAGGCCAUGGCGGCCGCAGAUCAUUCCCAGCCGGGACAGGGAGACAGAACGGGCCAGAGUCAGGGGUAUCGGCCGCUGAGCGAUGUCUGGGGGGAGCUGGAGCGGGGCAGAGACGGCCGCCAGGUGGUCUCUGUGCCCGGGAGGCUGCUGGCUGCCAUGACCAAGGUGCGGACCUUCCCCGGCACCAGGGAGCCGGCCGCUCGCCGGGCAGUCGCCCUCCACCCUGCCGCCGAGCCCUACCUGCUCCUGCAGGCUCCAGGAGAUCCGCACAUCUGCCAGCCAGCACCACAGCGUCGGGAGCCCCAGGUGGAGGAGGCGAGGGGACACGGAGUCCCCGGGAAACACGGCGAGGAGUGGAGCAGACCAAGACUGUACCUCCCGAACCCAAGGACGGCGACACAAGAGCACGCAGAAUACAGCACCGCCUCUCGGAAGCCAGGACUGGCCCAACACAGCCACCUGAUUGAAGAUAAAAAAACAGGGAAAAAGGAAGAGAAGCCGAAAGUGGUGACGGGGCAGAUGUACGAACUCAUGGAGUCACUCCCAACAGAGAAACAGUCGGAGGCAGAGAAAUGCGGAGGGUAUGAGUACAUGGCCAGCUGUGGACAGCAGAAGCCCCUCCUGGAGGCAGAAGGUCCACCCGGGGCAUCUAAGUCACACCGAGGGCAAGGCAGCCACCCGGAGAUGUUGGGUCCGAAACAAAAGCGGGAGAAAGGAUUUCCAGACGAUGAGACGUCAGGCAGCUUUGACACAAAGAAACUAUCCGUGGGGACACUCAUUUGCCCCCAGGACCUCGCUGGGGCAGACAGACCUCGCGGUGAAGGGCCGACGUACAUCAACAUCCCGGUGAGCCCUGUCUCGAAGAAGCAACUGCACUACAUGGAGCUGGAGCUCCAGGAGUCCAGUCCUGCCAUUCGAGCAGGGGCGAGCUCAUCCAAGUACGCGCAGAUUGACAUCACUGCGACGGAGACGGCGCACAAGGUGGGCAGCCAACAUGCCCAGCACAGGGAGGAGCGCUUGCAAGAGUUGGAGCAGAAGAGGAAAGGGCCGCCGCUGCAGUGAUGCAACCUAGUGAUCAACUCCGCUGAACAUUCUGCCUUUCGCUCAAGCCUUCAGCACCGAAUCGGACUCGGUGCAGGCCUGGAUGGACAGGCUCCCGGUCCAACUUCCACGUUGACCUUGCUCCCGACGCACCAUGGCUCUGUGAUCCUGCACAGGCUCCGAGCGUGACUGGAUUCAUCAGGAAUUUUGUGCAACACAUUGUCAACAGAGAAUGUCUUUUUGACCUAUUUGCUCCUCAUUAGUAUUUACAUAGAACAGUACAGCACAAAAACAGGCCCUUCGGCCCACAUACUGGCCGAACAUGAUGCCAAGACCAACUCUCAACUGCCUGCACAUAAUCCAUAUCCCUCUAUUCCCUGCAUAUCCAUGCCUAUCCAAAAUUCCUAUCUGCCAGCACAUCUAUUAUCCCUCCAUUCCCUGCACAUCCACGCGUCUAUCCAAAAGUCUCUUUACAUGCCACUAUCGUAGCUGCCUCAACUACGCCCCUCCCCUCCAACUCCAGCUGUUUCCUGGCUAUGGGGGCUUCUUGCCUGGCAUUGUAGCCUUGGGUGCUGGUCACUCUAAGGUACCUCGCCCAUUCUUUACAUAGAGACAAGGAACUGCAGAUGAAGGUUAAUACACGAAAGGGCACAAAGUGCUGGAGUAACUCAGCAGGUCAGGCAGCAUC